This is a messenger RNA of Cydia splendana, 1447 nucleotides long. RefSeq names its product ciliary microtubule associated protein 1B-like. NCBI's taxonomy places the organism in Eukaryota, Metazoa, Arthropoda, Insecta, Lepidoptera, Tortricidae. Bases 73 to 756 code for a protein of 227 amino acids. The record is from RefSeq and is a predicted model, not a curated record. The transcript has 7 exons.
UAUCAGAAAAAGUUAUUUAUGUUACAAAAUUUUAGUUUAGUGUCCCAAUAGUUGUGGGUUUUAAUAAUCAAAAUGUCUAAAAAACCGUUAGGUCCGGGGCCCGGCGCCUACAUGCUGCCGACGACGGUGGGAUUCCCGUUGCACGACCCGUCGCGCGACCGCGCGCCCAUGUAUUCGUUCGGCUCGCGGCAGGACGCCCGCUUCAAGACCCUCGGGCCCGGCCCGAGCUACCGCAUCGACCGGGUGACGCGCGAUGGUCUCGUCACGUCGCCUAAUUGGAGCUUCGGGGCCAGAUUUCCAGUACGGUCGACGCUCCGCACGCCAGGGCCGGGCGCUCACGCGCCGGAGCGCUGCCCGCCACAGACAGCGAGAGCCCCGCAGUACUCGAUGGGCGCGCGACUCGGCUACGCUCUGAAGCGAAUGGUGCCCGCGCCCAACGCGUACGCGCUGCGCCUGGGUCCGGGCACGGCCGCCUGGUCCAUGGCGCCGCGCUCCGGCUACAACCUCAAGUCCAAGUCGCCGGGGCCCGCCGUUUACUUCCAGCAGAACACCGACGUUUACAGAACUAGGCAACCGAUUUACUCGCUGGGUGCACGUUUGGGCUACCAGGGCCGCACCAAAACCCCCGGACCUGCGGCUUAUCCACCCAACCUCUACAACACUAAGAAGAAUCCGUACGCGUACUCGUUCGGCAUCCACCAUGGCCCAUAUGCGCCGCCAAUGAUCGUCAAAGAAGACACCAUGGACUGCCUGUGAAAAGUUAGUCGUCGUAGGGAGUCAACUGUAACGAAAAUAAAUAGUCGACGGGCUGAAUUCGCAUGGUCACGCUGGGGCUUCCAUAUUCCGUACCACGACUUAGGUACUUGCCUGAUUGAGUACUUAGGUAACAAAGUGCAAAGAGGAAGACCAUAUCUAUCUGCGGAGAAGAGAAAAAUACCUAUUACAAUGGAAUUAAAAUCAAGUCGUUGUUAGGGAUUAAUGUUGUAUUACAACAAAUGAAAUUAAUUUUCUUUAAAAUUCGGAUGCAACAAAACAAAUGCGACUAUUCAGGCUGACUGUAAUUCCAUUGUCCUCAUGCAUGUUAUCUGUAAUUUAAAAAUCUAAUAUACUAUGGAAUCAAAUGUAUAUAUUUUGUAAAGGAUCUAGAAAAUUCGAUUAUGGUCUUAAGAAUCUCUCUCUCAAAUUUUUAUCCGGAACCUUAGAAAAUCCGGAAACCCCAUCUUAAUUUUAAAAUUUACCGGUAGGUAAGGUACCCUUAAUUACUCUCGAAAGCAAAAUUUUUGUGUAGAGCAAGAUGUGGGAAAUCGAUUUGUUCGUGGAAUUGUAAAACUUCGGCUUGUACCGUGAAAGUGAGGUUGAUUUGCAAAAUUACCAUGUUGUCCGUGUUUUAUAAAAUGUUAUUGUGACGAAAAUGUACAAAAGUAUAAAUACAAUGUUUACGAUGUAA